Molecule: messenger RNA, 2721 nt
Organism: Aphidius gifuensis
Lineage: Eukaryota; Metazoa; Arthropoda; Insecta; Hymenoptera; Braconidae
Gene: GlcAT-P
Product: galactosylgalactosylxylosylprotein 3-beta-glucuronosyltransferase P
Exons: 6
Coding region: 629-1735 (368 amino acids)
Biological process (GO): chondroitin sulfate proteoglycan biosynthetic process; carbohydrate metabolic process
Cellular component (GO): Golgi membrane
Molecular function (GO): galactosylgalactosylxylosylprotein 3-beta-glucuronosyltransferase activity
Source: RefSeq, a predicted model, not a curated record
AAUUAAUAAUAAAUUGUUGAAAUAUUAUAUUACAAAAAAAAAUAUACCUAUAUUAUAUUUGACAUGAAAAAGCUCAAUUGAUUUUUCAUCAUGAAGAAAAGAAAAAUGAAAAAUAAAACAAACUAAAUUCAUUAAAAACUUUUUAACCAAUACAAAGACAAAAUAGAUAAAAAAAAAAUUUAAGUUUGGCAAGUUGUUUGUUGUAAUUCGCAAUGCGGUUCGCGCCCAUCACCGGUAAAAUGUUGCAGACAAAAUUGUGAUGAUAGCUGUGUAUUUUCAUAGACCAAGCAUGCGCGUAGAUUAAAUUUAAGUUUGUAUGGGAGAGUCAUUGGUGCAGCCGGGUGGGUACGAGAGUGGCUGACAUGCUAUCGUGACUCUAGUUUCAUUCUAGCAGUUUACACAACAAUAGUGUUUUAUUUUUCAAAAAAUACAAGAAAAAAAAAAAAAACAACAAAUUGCCGGUUGUUAUGAUAAAUUAUUAUUUUUUUUUAAUUUUGUAAAUAGACGAGAGUCAUCAUAGGACAAAAUCACUGUACACUUUGAAAUGGGUGGCAGAAAAUUUGAAAAUCGGCGGAGAAGAGAAGGAAAAAAACUUGGCAGCAAUCGCAUGUAGCAUUCGGACACAGAUAUGAUGAAGCCAACGAUGAAGGUGGGACUUAUUGCCUUCAUUGGUUUAUGUGUAUUAUUUUAUCAAUAUCAUUUAUCGAAUGUCGUUCGAUAUGAUCAAUUGGCCAGUUUCAAUGGUGCUGAUUCAGCAGCAUUUAUUUCACUCGAAGAUGACAAUGGAUCUCGUAAAAUUACAGAAGAUACGAUUAAAAAUGCUGUUCGUUCAGUGCAAUAUAUAAAAGGUUUAAGUCCAGAUAUAACAGAGUUAAUAAUACAAGAACUUUUGAGUCAAUUAUUGAUAAAAUCAACACAUGAUAAUACAUUAACACCAUCAUCAACAAAAUCAUCAAGUUUGGUAGAUUUAAAACAAGUCAAUAACACCCUUGAGCCAUUGUACAUCAUAACACCAACAUACAGAAGAUCAGAACAGAUACCAGAACUAACUAGAAUGUCACAUACAUUGAUGCUUGUUGAUAACAUACAUUGGCUUGUCAUUGAAGAUAGUAAAAUUCCAACAAAACAAGUAACACAAUUACUUGAACGUACUGGAUUAAAAUUUGAACAUUUAAUUGCACCAAUGCCAGAUAAAUAUAAAUUAAAAAAAGGUGCUAAACCACGUGGUGUAUCAAAUAGAAAUCGUGGAUUAAGUUGGAUCAGAGCAAAUGCAACUGAUGGUGUUUUUUAUUUUGCUGAUGAUGAUAAUACUUAUGACAUUGAUCUUUUUAAAGAGAUAAGACGAACAAAAAAAGUAUCAUUAUUUCCUGUUGGUUUAUGUACGAGUUAUGGUUUAAGUUCACCAAUUAUUAAAAAUGGUAAAUUUAUUGGUUUUUAUGAUGGAUGGAUAGCAGGACGUAAAUUUCCAGUUGAUAUGGCUGGUUUUGCUGUUAGUGUUAAAUUUCUUCAUCAACGACCAAAUGCCAUUAUGCCAUAUCGUGCUGGUUUUGAAGAAGAUGGAUUUUUAAGAAGUUUAACACCAUUUGAACCAACUGAAGCUGAAUUUUUUGGUGAUAAUUGUACACGUGUACUUGCAUGGCAUACACAAACUAAAAAAAAUAAUCCAAGUUUACCAUUAAAUAUGAAGAUACAUAAUAAUACUAAUCUUGUUCAACUUAAACAACAAAUUGUAUGAUAUGGAUUUAUUAUUUUGUUCAAUUUAUCAGUUGUUUUACUAAUUUUUUUUUGUUUCGUUAUUUACAUAAUGCAAUAAUGUGAUUCAGUGCCUAUGAAUGACUUUUUAUCUUGAACAACUAGAACUUUGUUGUUGUUGUUAUUAUUAUUAUUAUUAUUAUAACAAUUGUCACUUUUAGAAAUUCAUUGUUUUACCUGAUUUUAGUUUUAUUUAGACUUAAUUAAUACUGUAAAUUAAUUUAGACUUUUAUAAUUUAUUAAAAUAAAUUACUUAAUUUUUUUUUUUAUAUGUCGAAAAAAAAAAAAGUGAUAUAAAUUUUAAGCGCUUCCGAUUUGUGCACUGAGUACUUUGACCAGUUUAAUAAAAAAAAAAAAUUUUUUUCUCAUAAGAAAAAAAUAUAAUUAGUAUUUAUAAAAAAAAAAAAUUCUUUCAAUCAUAAAAUUUCUUAAAAAAUAAAUAAUAUUCCAUGAAAAUAUUUAAUAAAUUGUCUUAUACCAUAUUGACGAAAAUUUAUAUUAUGACUAUUAAAUAAUAAAGCAAUAAUAAUUCAAAAAAAAAAUUAAUUAGCCAUUUUGUUGAAAGAAAAAAUCAUUGAAAAAAAAAUACAAGGGCAGUUGCAGGGAUAGAAAAAAACUUUAUCAUUUGAAAUAAAAUAAAAUUGUUUGAUAAAAAAAUAACUCAUAAUUGAAUACCAAAAAUAUAAAAAUAAAUAAAACUAGUUAUUUAAUUAAUUGAAUUAUCUAUUGUAAAGAAAAAAUAUAGUUGAUAAGUUAUUUUUAUGUUAUCAGUUUGUAAAUAAAUAAAAUAAUUGAAAUGUAUAAAAAAAAAAAUAAAAUAAAAAAAUGUAUUACAAAUAAAAAUCGUAACAAUAAAUAAUAUAGUUUAUUGUGCCUCUUAUAAACAAAUUAAAAAUAUAAACUAUUAUUUAUUUAAUUAUUAAUCAUGUUAAUAUAAACAAAAUGAGUAAUAAAAUUUAUUUACCUUUU